GCUUCACUGCAACAUGUCCCAUGGAAAAAAUAACUUCUAGUUCAAAAUUUGAAAGAAGAAUAAUAGCAGCUCUGGCCUAAAGACGCUCGACAUACUUCCAAAAUGUCAAGAGCGAAACUGCUGCCUACUCUGCUCGUAUGGACUUUAAUCUGUACGAACUUUAUUGAAAUCACCUCUAUCGACGUAACCAAAUCUACAGGCAAAUACGCUUUUGACAGUGAUGAGUCAGUGGUUGAAACAUGUUCGGAAACUUUUUCAUCGUGUUUGGAUAACGCAAAUUUCGACUCUAAACUGAAAAUCGGAGAUUCCAAAAGUGGGCCAGAUUUGAUUCGUGCAAAUGGAUUUCCUUUGGAAGUGCACGCCGUGCCUUCCCCGACCGACGGCUAUGUGACCUCGCUAUACCGAAUUCCGCGUGGUCGGUCGAAUAUCAUGUUUCAAGACGGUCCCCCUAAAAAGGUUGCAAUUUUCCAUCAUGGCAUUAUUGCAGAUGGAUUCAGUUGGGUUCUUAACUCUGUGGAUAAGGCGCUAGCGUAUCGACUUGCAGAAGAAGCAGAUGUCGACGUUUGGCUUAUUCACACUCGUGGAACAUAUUAUUCUCUGGACCAUACUUCGUACUCAUGGACCUCGAAUCAGUACUGGAAUUUUAGUUUUCAUGAAAUUGGGGUCAACGAUGUUCCAGCAAUUAUUGACUACGUUUUAUAUGUCUCUGGUCAAGAAAGCCUUUAUUACAUAUCUCACUCCAUGGGAUGUGCUGCAUUUGUGGUCGCAAUGUCUACAUUUCCAGAGUAUAAUGCCAAAGUUAGGACAUUUAUUGGACUUGCCCCUUCCGUUUAUGUUGGUAACACCUCUGCACCAUUUAUAGAGCCUCUAAUCCCACUCGUUCUUAAGCAGCAAGAAAUAUAUGACUCGAUUCAUCUAUCGCAACCAUUCGUAAGCCCGAUUGUGAUGCCGUUCAUGCCCGUCGUUGGAAACAUUUGUUCCAAUAGAUUUACAAUUAAUUGGAUUUGCUUCGCAGUGCUGGAGACAAUAUUUGGAUAUGACUUUGAAGAGACGAAUUAUGACAUGUCUGGAGAAAUUAUGAGGAACGCACUCAGCAGUGCCUCCAUGAAAUCCUUGUUUCACCUCUUCCAGCUUUGGAAGUCUGGGGACUUUCGUCAAUAUGACUAUCAAGAGAGAAGGAAUAUGGAAAUUUAUGGGACACCCGUCCCGCCGAUUUAUGACCUGUCCAAAGUGACCAGCCCCGUCGUUCUCUAUUGUGGCGAGGAGGACAAUCUCGUCUCUUGCCAUGACGUGUACAAAAUGAAACAAAAACUUGCAAACGUCAAAGAGUUCAAGAAAAUUAGCUGGCCAAAAUUUAAUCAUAUUGAUUUCUUAUUUGCUACAAACAUUAAUUCUUUGUUGAACAAUAGGAUUGUAGCGAUUGUUAAAGCUGACGAAUUUUAUGCUCAACAUGGAGAAAAAUAG
Folsomia candida is the source of this 1464-nucleotide messenger RNA. Its product is annotated as lipase 3. NCBI's taxonomy places the organism in Eukaryota, Metazoa, Arthropoda, Collembola, Entomobryomorpha, Isotomidae. Gene Ontology annotation, molecular function: hydrolase activity, acting on ester bonds. Gene Ontology annotation, biological process: lipid metabolic process. The record is from RefSeq and is a predicted model, not a curated record. Bases 103 to 1464 code for a protein of 453 amino acids. The transcript is spliced from 8 exons.